AUGGACCGCGCACAAGAGGUCCGUCUGCUGAGCGCCUUUGGUGCUAGGCUCAAUAAGACCGCGACAACAAAGGCAUGUCAUGGUCUUUCAACUGUGAUCAUGGGCUAUACCAUCUCUAAAGACAACACUGCGGGCGAUUCAUACCGAAACGACUGUAUUCUUAAGGAAUGGGGCCAGAAACGGGAGCGGCAUGACCCUCAGCAGCAAUCUCGCAUGCGGCCAACCCAGCAGCAGGAGAGUCUUUGGCCUGGCAUCCAGUUGCAGGCGGAUAUCCCCAAGACCUGGCAGUCGUCACAAAUCGACACUUCUCGAUCAACCGCUACCUCGACAGUUUGUGAGACGUGCGGUCAACGGUUCGGCAACGCAAAAAAGAUGCUGCGGCAUCGGCAAGAGGUUCACUGUGAUCUUCUCAGCCCUCAGUAUAUUUGCAAGUGCUCACACCAGACUGCACGCAAGGACAACUACAUCCGGCACCUGCGAGUAUCUUGCAAGAUGAAACUCGAACCUGGUCUUUUAUUUCUUUGCAAAUGCCAGGAAACCUUUGAACUCUAUGACGACCAUUUGGCUCAUGUCAAAAUCUGCGGGAGGAUUCUUCCCCGCCAGAGGACUAUUUCUACACGGGCGGCUGCUUCGACGCUCGCUACUUCAUUACCACAGAUUCCAGGAGGAUAG
Colletotrichum truncatum is the source of this 672-nucleotide messenger RNA. Lineage: Eukaryota; Fungi; Ascomycota; Sordariomycetes; Glomerellales; Glomerellaceae. The record is from RefSeq and is a predicted model, not a curated record.